This is a messenger RNA of Macrobrachium nipponense, 2763 nucleotides long. Its product is annotated as sodium-dependent nutrient amino acid transporter 1-like. Gene Ontology annotation, molecular function: L-amino acid transmembrane transporter activity. The record is from RefSeq and is a predicted model, not a curated record. Gene Ontology annotation, biological process: sodium ion transmembrane transport. Lineage: Eukaryota; Metazoa; Arthropoda; Malacostraca; Decapoda; Palaemonidae. Gene Ontology annotation, cellular component: plasma membrane.
AUGUCCGUCGGUCUAGGAAACAUCUUGGAAGGUUUUCCCUUCGUCGCCCUAGAUAACGGAGGCGGCGCGUUCCUUAUCCCAUACAUCCUGGUGUUGUUGUUCAUAGGCAAACCCCUAUAUUACAUGGAGCUCUGUCUAGGAGGCAGUUUUUCGUCUAUCGGCUCUGUUAAGGUCUGGGAACUUUCGCCAGCGUUCAGAGGUGUGGGAUACGGCCAGGCCAUCGCCGUGUUUGCAAUCACCACCUACUACGUUUCUCUCAUGGGCCUGUUUGUCUACUACAUGUUUGCCUCGUUCAAUUCAGUUCUUCCCUGGGAUGUCUGCGGCAACUGGUCUUCUGUAACGUGCGUCGAUUCAAAAACCAACGUAACUUUCAUAGAAGAAAAUCUGGGCAUAAAUGCCUCAGAUCUCACGUCCUCCACAGAAGAGUAUUUUACGCGAGUGGUUCUAAACAGCGAUCCAUCCGGCUUAGACAACGGCAUAGGCCUACCGAGCUGGAAGCUCACUUUGUGCCUCUUUCUCUCCUGGGUGAUCAUCUUCGUGGUUCUUAGCAAAGGAAUCCAGAGCUCGGGAAAAGCUGCCUACUUCACAGCUCUCUUUCCUUACAUCGUUAUCUUCGUCAUGCUGAUACGCGGAGCAACGCUCCCGGGGGCGCGCAAGGGGAUUAUGUACUUCAUUACUCCGAGAUGGGAGAAGCUACUGGAACCACACGUAUGGUACUCUGCAGUGGAUCAGUCCUUCUACAGCCUGACAGUUGGAUUCGGCACCAUCAUCAUGUUUUCCUCGUUCAACGCUUUCAGCCACAACGUCUACCGCGACGCCACCAUCAUAUCCAUCACGGAUACAAUCACCUCCUUCCUAGCUGGCCUAACGACAUUCGCCAUGUUGGGACACUUAGCCAAUACCCUAGGCGUUGAGGUCAAAGAUGUCCUGAAGGGCGGAGGAACAUCGCUGGCUUUCGUCAGUUACCCAGACGUCUUGUCGAGAAUCAAGAUCGCUCCUCAGUUCUUCUCCGUCCUCUUCUUCUUCAUGUUGUUUACUCUAGGACUGGGGAGCUCGUCUGCCCUGAUGGGAUGCAUCGUCACGAUAGUAACGGACGACUUUCCAAGAUUCAGGAGGUGGAUUGUGACGUUGGUGGUCUGCUGUCUUGGCUUUUUGGUUGGUCUUGUCUACGUGACCCCUCAGGGACAGUAUGUCCUUACCUUGGUCGACCAUUAUGGAGGGAGCUUCAUCCUCAUCAUAAUGGUCAUUUUGGAGGUCAUAGCUGUUCACUGGGUCUACGGCGUCAAUAACUUCUGUAGGGACAUCGAGUUCAUGUUGAACAGAAAGACUGGAAUCUACUGGAAAUUCUGCUGGGCUCUCCUGAUUCCAGUAGUUCUGACUCUGAUAUUCGUUUACAACCAGAUCAUCUCUGGACCUCUAAAAGCCGGGUCUUACGUGUUUGGGCCUGUUGCAAAUGCUUGCGGUAUCAGCAUCGCCGUCGUAGCCUGCCUCAUGGUGCCCAUCUUCCUCGUCGUGGAAAUCGUCUACAGGAGGAGGAACAACAGCUCUACCCUGUGGGAGGCCGUGAAGGACUCAUUUGCUUCUACGACAGAAUGGUGUCCGAAAGACGCCGCCAUCAGACAGGAAUACAGACAGGUUCUCUCGUCCGACCCACUUAUCCUAGAAUGCCAUGAAGUUGGACCUUAGAAAAAAAAAAAAAGAAAACAGUACGUUUUUAUCUCGCAGUGGUAGAAUUUUGGUGACCUGUAAUGAAGUCACAGGGGAAAAAAUCACAAUUUGGGCUAGGAAAAAGAAGAAGAAGAAAUAAAAAGAGGAUCUCGCCCCGUUUUUCUCUUUUAUCGUGCUUCAUUUUCUCUUCAUAGUUUGAGACUAAGGCAUCUGGCUCCAUUCUGUCCCUUCCGUAAAAAAAAUCUGUAUUAGAGUCAUCAGAACAUCGAACCGUCAGUCUGUUUUGAUGCAAACUUUAAGAGUAACGUUAAGCUAUACUUUGGCACUUCAGUCCUAUACUGUAAUAGAUUUUCAACGUUCGUUUCUGGCAGUACGCCAGAAUGUCUAAUGUUCCCCUUAACCGUGGAGGCAUUUUAAAAUAAUGCUUCAAGACUCGUCAACCUUUGCUAAUGGUACUAUUCAGAAAUUCUACGGCAUUUAAGAAAUAGUCGUUCGGAGCUGACUGAUAAAUGUGAACUGCUGGGUAUGAGAACCAAUGCAGAACUGCCUUGUAUUUUUGUUUCUUUUAGGCUCAUCAACACAUUCCCGUGACCAGAGGUACGUGAGUAUUGAAAGCGAGCUAUGAUAGGCUUACAGUUAGACCAUUAGCAUCCUUGCAACAAUCGUAUUGCCUUUAUAAGACAGGAAAGUUACGAUGAAAUAUUAGUAACAACGGAAAUACCUUGUAGUUUUGUGCUACUUUUAGGCCCAUAAACGCAUUCCUGUGACCAGAGGUAUAUGAGUAUUUUAGACAUAGGUCAAUAAGUUGGAACAUGACCAUCUUCAACAAUCGUAUUGCCUUUAAAACAGAAACGUUACUGUGAAAUUUGCAGUAAGGAGUUUGGUGUAAUACUUCUUGAACAUAAUUAUAUCUUUCAAUUGUGCCUGACAUGUUUGUUUGUUUGUUGUGCUUUUACUCUUGUAAAUAUCAAAUUGCAUGCUGUUAGAAACCGUUUGAAAGCGCAGCUCUAUUUUAUAGUAAAACUGGUAUUUGUGCUAAUGUUGCUGUAUUAAUAAACUAAGCUUUUAUGCCGUGAAUUUAAUGUUUAUUUUUUC